Daphnia carinata is the source of this 972-nucleotide messenger RNA. RefSeq names its product neurocalcin homolog (gene Nca). The transcript is spliced from 6 exons. The record is from RefSeq and is a predicted model, not a curated record. Gene Ontology annotation, molecular function: calcium ion binding. The coding region runs from base 393 to 971 and encodes 192 amino acids. NCBI's taxonomy places the organism in Eukaryota, Metazoa, Arthropoda, Branchiopoda, Diplostraca, Daphniidae.
UCGACUUUCACUUCUCAAGGAGUAAUAUCGGCUGCUAUGGUCUUAAAAAAGGGUAGUGUUUUUUCGGUUUUUCGUGCAUGCUGCAGGCAAACAAUGCAAUGUUCUUGACGAAGUAGAUAGUUUUUUAUGAAUACCGCGUCGACUUCUAGAGACAUCCAGUUGACAGAACAUCUGUCAAAGGUAAAAGUGUAUCGGUUCUCCGUUCUUCCCGCGCGGAAGCGUUUCGAGUACGCAAUCGCAAAUUAACAUCGACAUCAUACGUGGCGGUCGCUUUCUUCGUGACUUUCAAGGCGUUCUCAACAGCUUUGCAUUUAAAACCAAAUCCAGCGGAACAAAGGGCCCAUCUUGCAGGUGCAACUUCAUCGUUCGAUUUCUUGCCGAAUCCCUUCAGUAUGGGGAAACAAAACAGCAAGUUGAAACCAGAAGUGCUGGAAGAUCUGCGCCAGAACACGGAAUUUUCAGAUGCGGAAAUCCAGGAGUGGUACAAAGGAUUCCUGAAAGACUGCCCCAGUGGACACCUUAGUGUCGAAGAAUUUAAGAAGAUCUACGGCAACUUUUUCCCAUACGGGGACGCAUCUAAGUUCGCCGAACACGUUUUUCGAACUUUUGAUGCAAAUGGGGACGGAACAAUUGAUUUCCGGGAAUUUUUGUGUGCCCUGUCGGUCACAUCUCGGGGCAAACUGGAACAAAAGCUUAAAUGGGCCUUUUCGAUGUACGAUCUUGACGGAAAUGGAUACAUCUCGCGACAAGAGAUGCUCGAAAUCGUUACGGCGAUCUACAAAAUGGUGGGUUCCGUGAUGAAGAUGCCUGAAGAUGAGUCUACUCCCGAAAAGCGGACAGACAAGAUUUUUCGCCAAAUGGAUAAAAAUAUGGAUGGGAAAUUAUCGCUCGAAGAGUUUAUCGAAGGAGCCAAAAGUGAUCCAUCGAUCGUUCGGCUUCUUCAGUGCGAUACUCAAGGAGCAGCUCAGUAGC